Molecule: messenger RNA, 837 nt
Organism: Populus trichocarpa (black cottonwood)
Lineage: Eukaryota; Viridiplantae; Streptophyta; Magnoliopsida; Malpighiales; Salicaceae
Exons: 2
Coding region: 168-734 (188 amino acids)
Source: RefSeq, a predicted model, not a curated record
ACAAAAUUCAAACUGCCUCAUAUAUCCCACCCCAUAUUCUCUUCUUUGAUUCAUUCUUCUGAACUCUUUAUAUAUAGAGUGAGAGAGUCUCACAAGGGUGUCUUGAUAUCUAAUUAUAUUUUCACAAGGAGUUAUUGGUAGUGGUUGUUACUUGUUAGUAUUUAAAUAUGGUGUCUCACAAAGUUAGCCUCUUUGUUUUUGUGCUUCUUCAAGCCAUUUUCUUGCUUUCUUCGCCAGUGCACUGUGACGAGGAAGAUGAUCUUCUUCAAGGUCUCAACAGCUACAGGCACUCUUUAAACCUGCCGGCCCUUGUCAAGCACACGAAUGCAGGAUGCCUCGCUGAUAAAAUUGCUGGCAAGCUAGAGGAUGAACCUUGUACAUCAGCCAGAGCGGCAAGCCCUGUGCAAAUAGACGACUAUCCUGACCUACUAUCAAAGUGUGGCAUUGAUGUUAAUCACACUAAUGAAGGUGUUGCAUUACCUGUUUGCGUGCCUCAUUUGGUCCCAACUUUAUUGCUAACAAAUUAUACACGAACCCCAUAUGCAAGAUACAUCAAUGCUUCAAGAUUUAGUGGAGCAGGACUUGGUCAUGAAGAUGACUGGAUGGUGGUGGUCCUGACCACAAGCACCCCAAGAGGGGACUUUGCUGGGGCUACUAGUUUGGUUUCCAGGGUCGGUCUUGGCCAUUGCUUGGUGACUUUGUUGCUAGGAGCUCUUGUUUAUCUAUUGUAUUAAAUAGUGCUAACCAUGGUACUCCAUGUUGUUUCUUUUAUUAGGAUUUUGGCAUUGUAUGCGUUGUGCUGUUUUAGAUCAAUAAAUUUAGUAGGUUUGAUUUUAA